AAAUCUACAGAGAAUAGUCAAGGGAACAACUCUGUACCUCUCCAUUGUGCUGAAUGUUCAAACCACAACAAGCUCAUGCUCCACGUUGCUGACAUUUUAUUAUUUCACAACGUCGUUUUAACUGUAUCAUCAUCAAUAUUUUCGUAUUCUAUUCUUGGUGUUAUUUGCAUGUAAAUUAUAGAUAUGUUCGUAUUCAUAUUUUGGAUUUCUGUGAUACGGAUAAAUGUUACUUGUUUUUCCUUCCCCAGCCACCAUGAGGGGUAGCACACGUCCGUUCACCUGCGUGCCACCACACCUGCGUUUAAAGAUUCGGGAGACGCGAGGCGGAAAAGGGGCGCACGGGGAGGGCGAGACGGCUGAGGAGAAACCCGCUAACUGGACGAGGUCCACCUGGCAGGCUGAGCAGAGAGCAGUGGGCCUCACAAAAACGGAGGACACCGUGAAGGACACUAAGGUGGCCACUCCAGAAUCCCACCUCAGCUGGAUCAUGGGUAACCACACAGGCAGAGACAGCAAUGGCCCUACAGGUUCCCCAUUAGAUUUCUUCCACACGCCUCCUACCACGCCCUCAGAGGCAGAGCUGACUACAAUGGCCUUAUCCUCUGCAGCUUCCUCCAGUAAGGCACAGACGCCAUCACCAACCGGCCCCACCACCACCACGACCCCCACCACCCCCUCCGUCACCCCUCCCCCUGCAGACUGGACGCAGAACCCGCCCGCUCCCUCUGAAUGGGCCGUGAUCAGCGUCGACGGCGUCGCCCCAGAGACGAGUGCGAGCGACGCAGCGGUGAGGCGAGGGAAGGCAGCGGGCAGCCCGGUCAGCCCGGUCAGCCCGGUCAGCCCGGUCAGCCCGGCUCUCCUGCCCCCGUCCAGUGAGUCGGCUUCGGAGCGGAGCUGGCUGGAGCGCGACAGUGGGCUGGAGCCGCAGGCUGCGGCGGAGCCAGCUGGAGAGGAGAUGAACCUGGUUCUACUCAGUCUGAUGGAGCACUACAGGGCCUCGCUGUGCCUCGGCCCCAACGAUGAUGUGACCACCGGAGCAGUAGAGCUUCUAAGACACCUGAUAACAGAAAGAGAUGAGCUGGUUGAGGAGGUGGACACACUUAAGGAGACACUGAGGGCGGAGAGGUUGGAGUGGCAUCAGUUCCAGUGUGACCUGCAGGUAGCGGUGUCCGUGGCCGACCGGCUGCGGGUGGAAUCUGAACAGGCUCUCGCCGCGCUCCAGGAGACCCGGGGGGCUGUGGAGGAGCAGCUGGCUCGCGCCCUCGACAGGGAGAAGGCGAAGGAGGCCGAGCUGGAGCGUCUCCGGGCCGAGCACAGAGACGCCCGCCGCGAGCUCGCUGCACUCGCCCUGCAGCGGGAACUGGGUCGAGCCCCGCUGGACGCUCUGCGGGACACUCGCGAGGUCAAACGCGCCGCGGAGUGCGAUCAACCGGCCGAGCGGCGAGACUCUGGGGAGGGCGCGCGGGGGGUCGCGAGCGGGACACUGGGGCGAGUUGAAACCGACGCGGCAGUCCAAAGUGUCGAGGAGGACAACAACAAAAGGAAUCACGAGGUGGACGCUUUCGUUGAGGGCGGCGAUCCCGAGGAGGCAGACGGGCCCGGGGCCGGGCAGCUGACGGGGAAGGGCGUGGCGGAGGGAUACCUCCGUAGUUUGGCCAUGAUGGAGAAGAGAAAAGAUGGAAGGGAUCCCAGGAGGAUUGUGAUGCUGUCCGAAAGAUCUUGGAGUCUCUCUCGUCUCCCACUCCCAUCUGACUCCUCCAGUGAGAAGGGAAACUCAAAAAGCACAACCCUGCCGCUCUGCAAGAAAGAAGAGUCACCAAAAGAGAGAAGUAGCGACCGCAUUUUACAGCGGCAAGACAGCUGGUCCAGCUUUUACACAGGAAAACCGGAUGAGGACCCAAGCUCAGAUUCCAUCAAACCUCAGGAUGGUUUCAGCCGUCUGCUGAGGCGUCACGGCGGCUCCCGGAGGAACUCCCUGCUGCGCUGGUGCCAGAGUCGCACCAGAAGUUAUCAGAAUAUUGAAAUUACAAACUUCAGCAGCAGCUGGGAUGACGGUUUGGCGUUCUGCGCUGUUUAUCACACAUAUUUGCCAACCCGCAUCCCGUACGACGCCCUCAGCCCAGCAGACAAGAGGGAAAAUCUGGAUCUUGCUUUUAAGACGGGGGAGAGCGUGGGAAUCGUCGCCACACUGACAGCGGAGGAGAUGCUGAAGGCCAACGGACCGGACUGGCAGCAGGUCCUGGGCUAUGUCGAAAGCAUUUUCCGACACUUUGAGAUGUGAAGCUCUUCAGCAGCCUGGUUCUUCUCCAUGGUUGUGAAUUAAGGGCUGAAGCACCUCUACCACCACUAGAGGGAGUUCUAGUCGUAGUACAUUGAGCCAGCCAGGAUUUUAAAUGUCAGCAAUAUUCAACUUUAUGGUAUGUUUUAAAUUAUCAAUAUAUGUCCUUUCCACAGAAAACUAAAUAUUGGAGUUUUUCUAUUUUUCUACAUACCAUCUAUUCAGAUCCAGAUAGCUUCUUUUUGAUGACUCACAAGACACGAAAUUAUUUAAUUUAUACACACUAAAGAAAUCACUGUCACAUUUGUUUGUGGGUGCACUGGUUUUGCACGGUUUGUAAAUUAGCACUUGGAUUAAUGUAAAUUUGCAGUAUUUUUACUUUAAUGUCUUUCAAAUCUGGGACACUUUUAAGUUGUGUUAUUUCGACCAAUAGUAGUUUUAUCAUGAACCUCUACUGCUGUUUCAGUGUCAUGUCUGCAUGCAUCCAUACCUAAAACCCAAAGGGGGCGGACAUGAAAUCUGAUUUUAAUUGUUGGAAUGGUGUAAUUUUGACCGUAAGCAUAAAUGUAAAUGUCUGUAAGCGCUUCUGUAUUUAAAAGAAACAUUAAGCAUAAGACUGUUGUUUCCAAAUGCCUUAUUGCAAUAAUAAAGUUAUGUAUGUGGA
This is a messenger RNA of Pungitius pungitius (ninespine stickleback), 2942 nucleotides long. RefSeq names its product cytospin-A-like. Lineage: Eukaryota; Metazoa; Chordata; Actinopteri; Perciformes; Gasterosteidae. The transcript has 13 exons. Gene Ontology annotation, molecular function: protein binding. The record is from RefSeq and is a predicted model, not a curated record. Gene Ontology annotation, biological process: actin cytoskeleton organization. The coding region runs from base 224 to 2281 and encodes 685 amino acids. Gene Ontology annotation, cellular component: microtubule organizing center; filamentous actin.